AUGGAUAGCGACGACCUGGGUUGCUAUCCAGUGCUGGUAGGCGUGGCGCCAGGCUCAGAGCCCGACGUGACUUUUGAACACCAGGAAUCACUUGACACAACCGAAGAUAUGUUUUCAGACAUAGAAGAUUCAAUUGAAGCAGCACGGUCCUUUUAUCGGCCGCUUGCCAUGAAACCUGUGGUUCCGGACCCUCGCCAGGUCGUCUAUCAAGAAAGAUGUUAUCACAGUACGGUGACACGCCAGUGGAGAAUCAAUGCAUACGAGACAUGCAACAAUUGCGGCAAAAUACCGUUCCUGCGCUGGUUCUACCUCUGCAGUGAAGACACUUCGGGUUAUACAGGUCCGAUCGACCAAACCGGCUCGCUUCUCAGCGAAUGGAUAACCGAGGCGAUUCUUGCAGGAGAAUAUACCGACGCACAGAGAGACAAGUUGAUUGAACAAAAGCUAGGAGUUCUGGAAAUGUGCGAGAAGGAGAGGAAUAUGUAUAUGUCCGACCUCCGGUUCAGCCCCGGCCAUGGAGCUGGGUUCCAACCCGGAUAUCAUUUCCAAACACACCAGGGCCGAGUCACUGCGGAAGACGAACCAAGUUUCACCCAAUCCCAGACAUACUCACGUCCUGUUCGCUGCCACUUCAGAGCAUGCCAUCACUGUGAGUGUAAACUCCAAGAAAGAACCUGGCUUAGCCUCAACGCAAUCUGUGACGAUCCGGAUGCCACGCCUCUGAAUGACUGGGACUUUUGGAGAACACCAAUGUCGGAUGCAAGUAUUGUCAGAAAUCUCGGUUUACGCCCUCCUAAACCUCCUCCCGUGCCACCUCAUCUUUCCCAGUACGGGUAUAGUGUGUCUCAACGUCGUCGCAUGAGACGGUGCUAUAGACAGCACAUUCCGGGAUAUGAAUCAUCUCUCAUUGUCGCCCUGAUGAGCAACCUCUCAACGAUCUGGGAGGUAAACGAGGAGAUGGAAUCUCACAUAACGGAGCUGGACACCGAGCCGUUGGAUGGACUGGCUACGUCCCAUGACACACAACGUGGGGGUUUGGUUAGCCAUGAGGGAGAUGAAGAGGACAGUGAUAGUGAUGGUCUCUAUUCUUGA
Molecule: messenger RNA, 1092 nt
Organism: Aspergillus versicolor CBS 583.65
Lineage: Eukaryota; Fungi; Ascomycota; Eurotiomycetes; Eurotiales; Aspergillaceae
Exons: 2
Coding region: 1-1092 (363 amino acids)
Source: RefSeq, a predicted model, not a curated record